This is a messenger RNA of Dioscorea cayenensis subsp. rotundata (Guinea yam), 894 nucleotides long. Its product is annotated as mitogen-activated protein kinase kinase 4-like. Gene Ontology annotation, molecular function: ATP binding; protein serine/threonine kinase activity. Lineage: Eukaryota; Viridiplantae; Streptophyta; Magnoliopsida; Dioscoreales; Dioscoreaceae. Gene Ontology annotation, cellular component: cytoplasm. The transcript has a single exon. The record is from RefSeq and is a predicted model, not a curated record. Bases 1 to 894 code for a protein of 297 amino acids. Gene Ontology annotation, biological process: protein phosphorylation.
AUGGAGCCGGGUACUCCUCCCCGGUCCGACAGACGAAUCGUUGCUUCACCGACACGCAUGCCCUGCAAAAGGGUCCGGCCUCUGCCGGACGCCAGCGAUGCCGAAGACCCUGUACUGGCUCUCGUCGUCCCUGCCUCUCCGUUCGAGAAGCUUGAAAAUUAUCAUCUCUUGGAAGCCGGACAGGGAUGGAUGAGUUGGAACGUUGAUCUUUCCGGUGAGGAAUGCACGCUGGAGAAGUAUCAGUGGUGUGGAGACGCUGAUUAUCGCCGCAAGAUCGACAUUAUCCGGAACUCUAAAAAUCCUUAUAUUCUCCGCUGCCAUGGCUAUCGUGAAGACGCUGAAGGAAUUGCAGUCAUAUUUGAGCGCUUUGGAAAUUCACUUGAAGGCCGGCACGUUGAUGUGGAACCAAUGCUCACAACGAUUGCAGGCCAAGCCUUGGAAGGCCUUUUCUUUCUCCACGAUCACAAGGUUUCACAUGGGAACAUCAGGCCAGCUACAAUCUUUGUUGGCAAGAAUGUCAAAACUAAAAUCGGCGACUUUACUAGCCGCGUUCGCCCCCCAUUAGUGGAUUCAAAAUCAUCGGCGUAUCUAAGUCCGGAGGUGAUAGGCGGAGAUGCUGAUAAAAACUUUGAUGUUCUUGCGGCAGGGGACAUAUGGAGCUUAGGACUUAGCGUUCUUGAGUUGUUCUUGGGGUACUAUCCUUAUGGGAAAGACCUUCCCAUUGUUCUUGAUUACUCCAGCCUGAAGGAUAUUAUCUGCAGCAUGGAUCCCCCUCAAGCACCUGCCCAAGCUUCAAUGCAGUUCACUGAUUUCCUUGCUCUCACUUUGCAGAAAGAUCCAAAAAAACGUUCUACGGCAGCCAAACUUUUACAUCACUCGUUUAUCACCGGUUAA